Messenger RNA from Homalodisca vitripennis (glassy-winged sharpshooter), 679 nucleotides. Its product is annotated as leucine-rich repeat extensin-like protein 3. The coding region runs from base 223 to 561 and encodes 112 amino acids. NCBI's taxonomy places the organism in Eukaryota, Metazoa, Arthropoda, Insecta, Hemiptera, Cicadellidae. The record is from RefSeq and is a predicted model, not a curated record. The transcript has 2 exons.
CUAUGCACUCAAGAGCGUUUAUCGCGGCCAGUAUAACCGUAAGGAAAGGAAGUUCGUGCACACAAUAACUUUCAUCGCCACGUUCCUUAUAAUAGAAAUCACAUCAGUGGUUAUUGUGAAACCUAGUAAAUAUCGAGUGGUUACCAGAUAAGGCUGACACAUCGAAGGCUCAUAUCUUAUCUCAACGAAGUUAGUCAAGGAGAUAUCUUACUACAUUACGAGAUGGGAAACCAUCACGAUCAUCAUCAUCACCAUCAUCCUCAUGACUGCUGCUGUAUGGAAUGUAGGCCUCCACCACCCCCAGACCAGUGCUGUGGUCCACCACCACCCCCUCCACCCGGGUACGGACCACCUCCACCUCCUGGGUACGGACCACCUCCACCUCCUGGGUACGGACCACCUCCCCCUCCUGGGUACGGACCACCUCCACCUCCUGGGUACGGACCACCUCCACCGCCAGGGUACAGGCCACCUCCGCCAGGGUACGGUCCUCCUCCACCUCCUGGACCUUGGCCACCUCCUCCACCUGGAUAUGGAGGACCCCCACCUCGUAAAUACUGAGGUGCCCAGGAACGUUUUGGAGGAGCACUAAAAAUAUUUGCCGAGAUUUUGCUAUUGAACUUUUACUUGUAAUCAACAUGUUGUAUACGAUUAUAUAAUUAAAUGUUAUUUUUAUGGA